Molecule: messenger RNA, 3477 nt
Organism: Anas platyrhynchos (mallard)
Lineage: Eukaryota; Metazoa; Chordata; Aves; Anseriformes; Anatidae
Product: kelch-like protein 13
Molecular function (GO): protein binding
Source: RefSeq, a predicted model, not a curated record
AAGAGGCUCCCAAAAGUUUCCUGCUAGAUCUGCUCAUGCCAAAAGCUGAGUGAGCAGCUCACUAGUCUUUGGGAGGGCCCCAGCCUCCAAUCCCUAAUGCACCCAAGAGCAGGCUGUAUAGAGAAAAUUAGUCCCCAGCACAACAGGCUUCAAACUGAACUGGACGUAUCUGCUGACACCAUCCUCCUCCCCCUCCCACAAAGUAUCUGUUGUGUGAAUGCAUCUAAUUAAGCAAGAAGGCCAAGGGGGUGCAUGUCACAAGAUUUUGUUUGACUGUUGUUCAAAAAGGGAAUGAUGGCAUGUGCAGGCUUGCCCUGAUGAAAGCACCUGACCACAGGGUCCAGUGAAGCAUAGCUGGGGAGCUACAAAGGAAUGAGUUGCUUUUGUGCAGAUGGGUAGUUACCAGAUAGCAGGAGGAGGAAUGCAGUAACGCCAGUGUCAUAGCCCACAGGCAAAACCCACAAACACUGUUUCUGUGAUAACUAGCACCAACAGCUCUGCUGGCAAACAACCCCACUUAGCUCUGUGAGGAAUACAGCACUCAGCUCCUGCAGACGCAACCUGAAAAAGUAUGAUGAGGAGAGAAGUUGCUGCUGUGUCUGCAUUUUGAAUGGGUUGGUGGAGCAAGCAGCACAGCCUCAGCUCCCUCAAAGCAUGAAACCCCUGGUUCAUCUGCAGAUGACUGCACAGGAGAUGUACUGAGCAUACAACGACGAGUCCUGGGACUGUGCUGUUCACAACGAAGUUGUUCAGCUUGCAGACCAACAUGGAGAGGCUUGUGUCUGACACUUAUCUGGUGAGACUCCUAGAAGGGAUCAGCAGCCUUCAUGCCCAGAAAGCACUGUGUGAUGUAACACUGGAGGCAGAAGGGGUUUGCUUUCCAGCACACAAGAUCAUUUUAGCGUCAGCAAGUAAUUACUGCAAGAUCCUAUUUGUUGGAAACUUGACAAGAGUGGGAAGCUUGGAUCAUAACAUCCAUCUGAAAGCCAUCAGUGCUGCAGGGCUGAGGAAUGUUCUCAACUUCAUUUACUCCAACAAAUUAGAUCUUUCGUUACAGAAUAUUGAGGAGACGUUCAAAGCAGCAGAAACCCUUCUUGUUCGUGAAGUCAUCAAGCUAUGCUUCAAAUUUCUGGAGGGCUGUUUGAACUGUGAGAACUGCAUGGAUGUUCUUAACAUUGCUAAAAAACUUGGUCUGGCAGAGUUGAGACAGAAAGCCACGUGCUAUGUGGGGCAAAAUUACAAACAGAUACUGGCUGAUCCUCAGUGCUUGAAAGAUCUUGACAGAGGAACCCUUUGUGAAAUCUUAGACAGGACCAACACAGAGGGGUGCAGUGAGCUGGAACUGUUCAGAGCUGCUGUGAACUGGCUGCAGCAUGACCGCACACGGCUGGAAGAUGCAGCAGACAUUUUAAGGCGCAUAAGAUUCCCUCUCAUUCCUUUACAGGAUCUGCAGGAAUUUGUUCAGGAAAUACCUUUUAUGAAGCUAGAUUCAGGCUGCCACAGACACCUUCAGGAGGCUCUGACUUACCAAUCCCUGCUAUAUGCUCAGCCACUCCUGCAGACCCAAUGCACAAGCCUCCGCUCCAGUUCCACCACGCUGCUUAUUGCUGGUGGCAGAACCAUUGACAACUGCAUUUGCAGAGAGAUGUGGGCUGCCGACAAGAGCUGCAGCACAUGGUACAAGGUUGGGGACCUCCGUGUGCCGUUGUACAAUCACUGUGUAGCCAUCAUCAGUGACUUCCUCUUUGUCAUUGGGGGACAGUGCAAAUUUGAUCCCAUGGGAAAGCAACCAUCAAAUGAGGUUUUCCGAUUCGAUCCACGCAACACUUCCUGGCUCCAGGUUGCCAGCAUGCUGGAGCAGCGGACACGCUUCCAUGCGGAUGUACUGUCUGAUCAUAUCUUUUCUGUGGGUGGUGGGACACUGCUGGGGACCCUCACCCGCACUGUGGAAUCAUACCAGCCCGCUGACAACAAGUGGGAGUUUGCAGCUCCUUUCCCUGUGCCUAUUGCUGAUCAUGCAGGCACAGUACACAAGGGAGUCCUCUAUAUUUCAGGGGGCUUCUCAGCAGGUAAAACCUUACGAGACACUUACAGCUACCUCCCCCACCUCCAACGUUGGACUAGCAACUCUGCCAUGACCUUUACCCGCUGUGAUCAUGGGAUGGCUACAGUAAAAGACAGAAUCUUUUGCAUUGGAGGAAGGACACUAAAAGGAGUGGAGGAAUGGAUUCACAUUGAUGCAACAGAGUACUAUUGUCCUGUAAAUGAUCAGUGGACAACGCUGACACUAUCCCCAUUCAGCGGCUGCCAAUUCAGUAUCACAGCCUGUGAGUCUAUGCUCUACCUCACAGGAGGUGGGUCACUACACGACAUGCAAAAAGAAGACAGUGUUUUCAUGUAUGACAUAGAGGGGCAGGUAUGGAAGAAAGCCGGUUCCCUGCCUAAAGCUCUGGUUGAUCAUGCCUCUUGCAUGAUUAAGUUGUCCCAAGUGAAUGCAACUGGUGAGCCAGGGAGAGGCACAAAGUGCUCCCUCACCAGCAGGAGGGAGAAAUGUACUCCCAGCUUGUUCAUCACAAAGAAAAAAAAGUCCCACUCUUCCUCUGAAGAGAAGUAGGAUGUGAAUAGGUCGAGCUGAUCUGACAGUGUUUGCCAAGAGGUUAGUGCUUUAGCAACACUUCUAGUUCUCUAGCCAAACAUUUUCAGCUGUGAUUUAGAAUUGACACUUUAUAUUGCUGGCUGACAAUUUAUGUACUCACAGAGAUAAGCAUAUACCAUGCAUUCACAAUUGUCUUGACACUCAGUUAAGAUUGUAGGGCAUUAUGAUGGCAACCUUGUCCUCAACUAGCAGACCAGAGAACUUCCUUCAGUGAACAUGCACUGAAUCUGUGACUGCUUGAGCCAGAGUAUGGGUAAACAUUUAGAAAAGAACCAAGUACCUUAGAAGUCACAUUUCAUCGAAAGUCAACAGCAUGCAAUAUUUUUGCAGCAAGGGCCACAAUGGCUGAAAAAUUUUACAAGGAUAAGUUUGAAAAGGUGAGAGAAUGAACCUGCCAUCAUGCAUUCCAAUGGAUGAAACCAAUACAGCACAAACCAUCCCACUGGAAAAUCAGAGUUGUACCAGCUCCCACAAUACAUAAACCACAUAAUGAUAAGACAGCUCUACUUACAGGUUGUACUGGGGGUAAAACCACCACACAGGUGCUUCUAGAAAAUAGGAUUUUAAAUGAAAGACCAAUCUGAUAAGAUUAACUCACCAACAAGAGCUGCCAGGCCUUGAAUUGGGUCUGUCUGGGCAAGAAUUUGUUCACAGCCAACCUGGAUGAGACACAUUACAGGCAAAUUGCAGGCAUGACAGGUAACAGUCUAUGCCACAGAAGGGAUAAACAGGAAGAUUUGUCUAAAGUAUCACUUGCAUAUUUGAUUGCAACAUCUUUUUGGUGUUUUUUCCUCUCUCUAGCAACAAAAUACAUACAAACA